Messenger RNA from Setaria italica (foxtail millet), 1919 nucleotides. RefSeq lists its product as uncharacterized. Lineage: Eukaryota; Viridiplantae; Streptophyta; Magnoliopsida; Poales; Poaceae. The record is from RefSeq and is a predicted model, not a curated record. The transcript has 7 exons. Bases 363 to 1610 code for a protein of 415 amino acids.
UAGCGCAGGCUUGCAGGCCGACCAGUCUCUCCUCCGCCCGCUUCCCACCGAGCUCGCCACUGCACACUCCCCCACUCGGCCACUACCCAGCAGUAGCAGCAGCCUUGCGAGCUCACGGGAGGCCGCGAGGCCCCCUGCACCCCCUGCAUUCUCCCCGUAUUCGCGGAUCGCCCCUCGCCGCAGCAGGCGUGUGGGGGCAUUUCUGUUAGGGAAAAGGGCGCUCUUGAAUUUUUCGAGAGAGGGGAGGGGGCGAGAGGAAAAAGAAGGCGCCGUUGCUGUCUUCACUUUGCUGGGCGUGGCUGAGCUGAGCGCCUGAGCGGUGGGAGGAGACAGCGUGCUGCGGCCGCGAGUGUGGGGAGCGCAUGGCGAGGGCGCGCGGCGGCGGCCCCGCGUCGUGGGUGGUGGCUGUUGCGGCGGCGUGGGUGCUGUGGAUGGCCACGGCGGCGGAGGCCAGGUCGCCGGCGGGGAGGGUGCACCGGCACCUCAAGCGGCUCAACAAGCCGGCCGUCAAGAGCAUCGAGAGCCCAGAUGGAGACAUCAUCGACUGCGUGCCCAUCUCCCACCAACCAGCCUUCGACCAUCCUCUCCUCAAGAACCACACAAUACAGUUUAGGCCGGCCUACCACCCUGAAGGUCUAUAUGAUGAUGUCAAGAGCAGCAUAGGCUCGAACAAUGCCAGAGAGAAGCCAAUGCUCCAAAUGUGGCAUCGAAAUGGCAGAUGUCCAGAGGGCACGGUUCCAAUCAGGAGAACCAAGAAGGAUGACCUGCUCCGAGCGAGCUCCAUGAAGCGCUAUGGCAGGAAGCGGCAUACUGCUCCGAACCCACUGUCUGUUGAUCCUAACAUGCUCAGUGAGGGUGGUCACCAACACGCGAUAGCGUACGUUGAGGGUGACAAGUACUACGGUGCGAAGGCCACAAUUAAUGUGUGGGAGCCCAAGAUUCAGCAGGCUAACGAAUUUAGCCUGUCCCAGCUCUGGAUCUUGGGGGGUUCAUUUGGGGAGGAUCUCAACAGCAUAGAGGCUGGUUGGCAGGUUAGCCCUGACCUCUAUGGAGACAACAACACUAGGCUGUUCACAUACUGGACUAGCGAUGCAUACCAGGCAACAGGGUGCUACAACAUCUUGUGCUCGGGGUUCAUUCAGAUCAACAGCGAGAUCGCCAUGGGGGCGAGCAUCUUCCCCAUCUCGAACUACGCUGGCUCCCAGUACGAUAUCAGCAUCCUGAUCUGGAAGGACCCAAAGGAAGGCAACUGGUGGAUGCAGUUUGGCAAGGAGUAUGUCCUCGGCUACUGGCCAUCCUUCCUCUUCUCCUACCUUGCCGACAGUGCUUCGAUGAUCGAGUGGGGUGGUGAGGUGGUGAACUCGGAGCCUGAUGGUGCGCACACAACGACCCAGAUGGGCAGCGGGCACUUCCCCGAGGAAGGGUUCAGCAAGGCGAGCUACUUCAAGAACAUUCAGGUGGUGGACAGCAGCAACCAGCUGAGUGCCCCAAAGGGGGUGGGCACCUUCACCGAGCAGUCCAACUGCUAUGACGUUCAGAACGGUAACAAUGGCGACUGGGGCACCUAUUUCUACUACGGUGGCCCUGGCAAGAAUUCAAAUUGCCCAUGACUACUUCUAGUGUGUAGUGUGAGUGCUGUCACCAUGAAAAAAAUGUAACCAAGCAUUCAAGUGUGCAAUACAGCGUUGAUCUGCAUCUUGUUCCCUCCUAGGUAGUGUGUAACAUGUGCAUGUGCCUUAGACCCUAGUGAUUUUUUUUUCCAUCUUUUUUUUCUCCCAUGUGCCAUGUAAAGUUUCUGAAGAGAAGAAGCAUGGGCUGGUGAGUGACCUCUCGGAUUUUGCACUGUCACCUUCACCAAGUAUUUUGAAUGUGUGCUAUAUAGCUUAUUGGCUGAUGGUAAUGGUAUUGAGCUUAUUGCA